AAGUAGUGGUUCAUCAUAGAGCUAAGGAAAGAAGUGUGGAUAAUGUGGAGAGAUCAGUUGUGAGAGAUAAUAGAUCAGAAAAGAAAAGUAUUAGCAAAGACCCAAAGGCACACACAAAAGCUGAUUAAUUGAAAAUGGCUGCUACCUCUACCUCUAUCAACAUCUUCCCAUUUCCCUCCUAUCAAAUUUUUAGAAGUAAAAGAAAAUCAUCACCCAAUGACAUUAUUGUUCCUUUUGCUGCACUGCCAACAUCUAAUUUGCUGCCCAAAAGAUGCCAGAAGUGUGGAGGUAAAGGGGCCAUUGAUUGUCCUGGAUGUAAGGGAACGGGAAAGAACAAGAAAAACGGAAACAUCUUCGAGCGUUGGAAAUGUUUUGAGUGUCAAGGAUUUGGAUUGAAGAGUUGUCCUCAAUGUGGAAAAGGAGGCCUCACUCCAGAGCAAAGGGGAGAAAGAUAAAUGCAUUCAACACAACAGCUCCUAAAUAAACCCUUUAUAUAUCUAUACAUAUACUUUCAAUUUGAUUUUUAUAUUUUUCCUAUUGUAACAAUGUGUUAAUAUAUAUAUAUAUCUCAUUAGCUUUCUAAUUCUUAUUAUAUUUUUGUAUAUUAAAUGUGUUUUAUUUUCUUUAAUUUUUUCAUUUUAAAUUUUGGGUGUUUGAGAAUAUUGUAUACUCAAAAAUUAUGUCAAAGUAAUAUAGUUUAAACCAA
Molecule: messenger RNA, 706 nt
Organism: Cucumis sativus (cucumber)
Lineage: Eukaryota; Viridiplantae; Streptophyta; Magnoliopsida; Cucurbitales; Cucurbitaceae
Product: protein PHOTOSYSTEM I ASSEMBLY 2, chloroplastic
Exons: 3
Coding region: 135-455 (106 amino acids)
Source: RefSeq, a predicted model, not a curated record